UGUGCUGCUGAGGCGCUUCCUCGGGCUCGCCGGGUGGGAGGAGAGGAGGAGGAGGAGGUGGAGGAGGAGGAGGCAGAGAGGGUGGAGAGAGAAAGCCACGCCGAGAGGAGGUGUGGGUGUUCCGCUUCCAUCCUAACGGAACGAGCUCCCGCUUCGCAGCAUGGGAUUACCCGGCGGCUUCUGACCCCGCUCCUCACCCUGCGCCCCGAAACCGCCGUGGCUCCCCGGGCAGCAAGGAGCUGACUGCUGCGCGCAGGACUCGCACCCCUGGCGGGACACGUUCUGGCAGCGGAGUGCCUGGCCGGGGCCAGGCUUUUCGAGAAAGACAUGUCUGACAAGAUGUCGAGUUUCCUGCACAUCGGGGACAUAUGCUCCCUGUACGCGGAGGGAUCGACAAAUGGAUUCAUCAGCACGUUGGGGCUGGUCGACGAUCGCUGUGUUGUGCAGCCGGAAACUGGAGACCUAAACAAUCCGCCCAAGAAGUUCAGAGACUGCCUGUUCCGGCUCUGCCCCAUGAACCGCUACUCGGCGCAGAAGCAGUUCUGGAAGGCGGCCAAGCCGGGCGCCAACAGCACCACGGACGCCGUGCUGCUCAACAAGCUGCACCACGCGGCCGACCUGGAGAAGAAGCAGAACGAGACGGAGAACAGGAAGCUGCUGGGGACCGUCAUCCAGUACGGCAACGUGAUCCAGCUCCUGCAUCUGAAAAGUAACAAGUACCUGACUGUGAACAAGAGGCUGCCGGCCCUGCUGGAGAAGAACGCCAUGCGAGUGACGCUGGACGAGGCGGGGAACGAGGGCUCCUGGUUCUACAUCCAGCCCUUCUACAAGCUGCGGUCCAUCGGGGACAGUGUGGUCAUAGGCGACAAGGUUGUGCUGAACCCGGUCAACGCGGGCCAGCCCCUGCACGCCAGCAGCCACCAGCUGGUCGAUAACCCCGGCUGCAACGAGGUCAAUUCCGUCAACUGCAACACCAGCUGGAAGGUCGUGCUGUUCAUGAAGUGGAGCGACAACAAGGAGGACAUACUCAAGGGGGGCGACGUGGUGCGGCUGUUCCACGCCGAGCAGGAGAAGUUCCUCACCUGCGACGAGCACCGGAAGCAGCAGCACGUCUUCCUGCGGACGACCGGCCGGCAGUCGGCCACGUCGGCCACCAGCUCCAAGGCCCUGUGGGAGGUGGAGGUGGUCCAGCACGACCCGUGUCGGGGAGGCGCCGGGUACUGGAACAGCCUCUUCCGGUUCAAGCACCUGGCCACCGGGCACUACCUGGCCGCAGAGGUAGACCCUGACUUUGAGGAAGAAUGCCUGGAGUUUCAGCCCCCAGCGGACCCCGACCAGGACGCCUCCCGCAGCCGGCUGCGCAACGCCCAGGAGAAGAUGGUGUACUCCCUGGUGUCCGUGCCGGAGGGCAAUGACAUCUCCUCCAUCUUCGAGCUGGACCCCACCACCCUCCGCGGCGGCGACAGCCUGGUCCCCAGGAACUCCUACGUGCGGCUCAGACACCUGUGCACCAACACCUGGGUGCAUAGCACCAACAUCCCCAUCGACAAGGAGGAGGAGAAGCCUGUGAUGCUGAAGAUCGGCACCUCGCCCGUGAAGGAGGACAAGGAGGCGUUCGCCAUCGUGCCGGUCUCCCCUGCGGAGGUCCGGGACCUGGACUUCGCCAACGACGCCAGCAAGGUGCUGGGCUCCAUCGCGGGGAAGCUGGAGAAAGGCACCAUCACACAGAACGAGAGGAGGUCGGUGACCAAGCUGCUCGAAGACUUGGUGUACUUCGUCACCGGGGGGACCAACUCCGGUCAGGACGUGCUGGAGGUGGUCUUCUCCAAGCCCAACCGUGAGCGGCAGAAGCUGAUGCGGGAGCAGAACAUCCUCAAGCAGAUCUUCAAGUUGCUGCAGGCCCCGUUCACAGACUGCGGGGACGGCCCGAUGCUGCGGCUGGAGGAGCUGGGCGACCAGCGGCACGCCCCGUUCCGGCACAUCUGCCGGCUCUGCUACCGGGUCCUCCGGCACUCGCAGCAGGACUACAGGAAGAACCAGGAGUACAUCGCCAAGCAGUUCGGCUUCAUGCAGAAGCAGAUCGGCUACGACGUGCUGGCGGAGGACACCAUCACCGCCCUGCUGCACAACAACCGGAAGCUGCUGGAGAAGCACAUCACGGCGGCCGAGAUCGACACCUUCGUCAGCCUCGUGCGCAAGAACCGGGAGCCCAGGUUCUUAGACUACCUGUCCGACCUGUGUGUGUCCAUGAACAAGUCCAUCCCGGUGACCCAGGAGCUCAUCUGCAAAGCGGUGCUCAACCCAACCAACGCCGACAUCCUGAUCGAGACCAAGCUGGUCCUUUCCCGCUUUGAGUUCGAAGGGGUGUCCUCCGGGGAGAGCGCGCUGGAGGCGGGCGAGGACGAGGAGGAGGUGUGGCUGUUCUGGAGGGACAGCAGCAAGGAGACCCGCAGCAAGAGUGUGCGGGAGCUGGCGCAGGACGCCAAGGAGGGCCAGAAGGAGGACCGAGACGUGCUCAGCUACUACCGGUGCCUCUGGCUGGUGAACUCCGGCGAGGACGUGCUCGUGUUCUACAACGACCGGGCCUCCUUCCAGACGCUGAUCCAGAUGAUGCGGUCGGAGCGGGACCGCAUGGACGAGAACAGCCCGCUCAUGUACCACAUCCACCUGGUGGAGCUGCUGGCCGUGUGCACCGAGGGCAAGAACGUCUACACCGAGAUCAAGUGCAACUCCCUGCUGCCCCUGGACGACAUCGUGCGCGUGGUGACCCACGAGGACUGCAUCCCCGAGACCCGCCAGCCGGUCUUCGUGCAGCUGCUGCAGGGCGUGUUCCGCGUCUACCACUGCAACUGGCUGGCGCCCGGCCAGAAGGCCUCGGUGGAGGGCUGCAUCCGCGUGCUCUCCGACGUGGCCAAGAGCCGGGCCAUCGCCAUCCCCGUGGACCUGGACAGCCAGGUGAACAACCUCUUCCUCAAGUCCCACAACAUCGUGCAGAAGACGGCCCUGAACUGGCGGCUGUCCGCCCGCAACGCGGCGCGCCGGGACUCGGUGCUGGCCGCCUCCAGGGACUACCGCAACAUCAUCGAGAGGCUGCAGGACAUCGUCUCGGCGCUGGAGGACCGGCUGCGGCCGCUGGUGCAGGCCGAGCUGUCGGUGCUGGUGGACGUGCUGCACCGGCCGGAGCUGCUCUUCCCGGAGAACACGGACGCCCGGAGGAAGUGCGAGAGCGGGGGCUUCAUCUGCAAGCUGAUAAAACACACCAAACAGCUGCUGGAGGAGAACGAGGAGAAGCUGUGCAUUAAGGUCCUGCAGACGCUGCGGGAGAUGAUGACCAAGGACCGCGGCUACGGCGAGAAGCUCAUUUCCAUUGAUGAACUGGAGAACGCCGAGCUGCCGCAGGCCCCGGACCCCGAGAGCUCCACAGAGGAGGCCGAGCCGAGUCCGCCCCUGAGGCAACUGGAGGACCAUAAACGGGGUGAGGCGCUCAGGCAAAUUUUGGUCAACCGUUACUAUGGCAACGUCAGACCUUCGGGGAGAAGAGAGAGCCUCACCAGCUUCGGCAACGGCCCGCUGUCGCCCGGAGGACCCAGCAAGCCCGGGGGCGGAGGGGGCGGCUCCGGGUCCAGCUCCAUGAGCCGCGGCGAGAUGAGCCUGGCCGAGGUCCAGUGCCACCUGGACAAGGAGGGGGCCUCCAACCUGGUCAUCGACCUCAUCAUGAACGCGUCCAGCGACCGCGUGUUCCACGAGAGCAUCCUCCUGGCCAUCGCCCUUCUGGAAGGAGGCAACACCACCAUACAGACUCCAGAUGAAAUGCCACGGCUGAGCUCCAGCGCGCAGCCCCCGGGGAGGGGGUGCGUUUCCUCUCCGGGGAGCGUGUGCGCACCG
Messenger RNA from Myotis lucifugus (little brown bat), 3885 nucleotides. RefSeq names its product inositol 1,4,5-trisphosphate receptor type 1 (gene ITPR1). The annotation marks the transcript as partial. The transcript is spliced from 32 exons. The record is from RefSeq and is a predicted model, not a curated record. Gene Ontology annotation, cellular component: membrane; endoplasmic reticulum. NCBI's taxonomy places the organism in Eukaryota, Metazoa, Chordata, Mammalia, Chiroptera, Vespertilionidae. Gene Ontology annotation, molecular function: inositol 1,4,5-trisphosphate-gated calcium channel activity; inositol 1,4,5 trisphosphate binding. Gene Ontology annotation, biological process: calcium ion transmembrane transport.